CAAGGAUUUUGAUUGGCUCUAGACGUCCCAAGGCGGCAGUUUUGAGUUGUUGACAUUGCACUGGCGACCGAUUCAAAGAUCGUAUAUUGUAGUGCGAGGACAAAUUAUUAAGAGGAUGGACCAAGAGGAAAUUGCUGAACUAGAGGCCAAGCUACACAAAGCAGCAGAGAUAGGAAAAUCAUUGCUGGAAGAAAAUUCUUCAUUAAAAGAUGAAACAGCAAAACUAAUCAAAGAACACUGUAAAAAAGCAGAGGAAUGGGAACAAGAAAAAUACUCUCUGACACUUAAAGUAGAGAGUAAAGUGGAGACUGAGAAAUGGUAUAAUGGAGAGAUUGCUCAAAUGAAGCGUGACAUUGCCUGGAACAAUGAAGAUAUGUCAACAAAGCUGGAAAUGGAAAAAAACAAGUUGCAACAGCAAGUUCGUCUGGUUAAUAAGCUACAGUCCGAGUUGGACCAAUCACGCAGUGUGGAAAGCCAGCUGAGGGAGCAGAUUAGCCAGCUAGAAGCCUUGAUGGAGAAGAAGUUGAACCAGACUGCAGAUAUCACAUCUUGUAGUUUUGAUUCCGAGGAAAUGGCUGACUUACAGAUACAGAUUGUCAAUUUGCAUGAGGAAAAUAAUAAUCUAGAGAAAAAAUACAUAGAGAGAUGUACAGAGUUACAAAACCAGCGCAGUGAACAGGAACUGCUGAGUCAACACCUCGCUAGGAAGGAUGAGGAAAUGGAGGAAAUCAAGUGUCAGGCUACGUCAUACGCCUUAUCUCUGGAGCGAGCCCGGACUGAGAUCACUGAACUAAGGGAGGAGAUCGAUGCACUGAGAGAGUCUGAUGCCAGUCACGGAUUUAAGGGCAAUUCUCUCUUUUCAGAGGUUGAGGACCGUCGUGUUGAUGCAGAGAAGAAACUUAUCUCUCUCAAACACCGAUGUGAAGCACAGGAAUUGAUUACCAAAAAGCAGACAGCAGAAAACCAGAAUCUACGGAGCCAGAUGAUGAUUCUCCUUCACUCAAGUCGAGGGGAAGCAGAUGGCGACCGGAUCAAACAGCUCGAGUCACAGCUCUCACAGGCUCGCGCAAAAAUCACUCGUCUCAACGAAGAAAAGUACACACUGGAGAGCAAAGUGAAAAACCAGACCGAAAACUUCUUUGAUCAAUUUGCGGGCAUGGAAACAAAAGAAACUGGUGACCAGACAGGUGGUGACAAAGCCUUCACAAAUUAUCUCAUCGCCAUGGUAAAAUCAAAGGAUCAAGAAAAUGAAAACUUGCAGAGUGAGCUGCGCGAUGCAGACUUACAACUCCUCGACACGAAGAAUGAGAAAUCAAAGUUGGAAAGAAAGUUAUAUAAUGCUGAAAGUGAAAGAGAAAAAAUUCACAAUAAAUGUCUCCGGAUGCAGCUGAAAUAUGACAACCUUCUACAAAAGUAUGAUCCAGAAUCUGCGAAAAACAAAGGUGCUCAAAAGAAAAGAUAUAUCGUCGAGAAAUUACAAGUUGAUGUACUUCCUGAGCAGACUAUUAAUAUGAGUCGUACCGGGGCCCCUACACGCCAAGUGCCUGAACAGACCACGAAAAGUAAAGAAGACCAAUUACGUCCAACGACAGAUGAAAAUAAACCACCUCCAAACCAUAACCAGUCAGACAAAUCAUUGAAGAAUGAUAUUCCAAAGAAAUGUGAGACAUCCAAAGUGAGAUCUGUGUCUAUAGCUGACAGUGUGAUGGUAGUAGAUUGUGACGGAGGGAAAACGGACAGACAAACUCUCGUCAAACUGUGACCGUGAAAGUAAGACAAAAUUAAUGAAGGAAUCUGCUUCUUCAAAACCAAAAGGACAGAGGAUGACCAAAGUGAUAAAGCCGUGCGAGGAAACGGACAAUACGGAGGCGUGUAAAACGCAGUGACAGAUUCCUUCUAAUUUAUACUAGCCCAGUGGUAUUUUAUCUUUUAAAGUCAGACUAAUACUGUGAUUAGCUAACAAAUAUCUAUUUCCAAGUAAUUCAAUUAAUAAAAUAACUCGAAAAUGA
Molecule: messenger RNA, 2009 nt
Organism: Pecten maximus
Lineage: Eukaryota; Metazoa; Mollusca; Bivalvia; Pectinida; Pectinidae
Product: protein Spindly-like
Exons: 12
Coding region: 116-1762 (548 amino acids)
Source: RefSeq, a predicted model, not a curated record